AUGCCCUCCCCACCUCCUGCCUGGGUCCAGGCCCUGAAACCUGCCGGCCCUCACGGCUCCGAGUUGCUUGCAAAAGAGCGCGCCCAAUCCAACGUCGCCGUCACUGAGCUGGCAGAACUGCUACACACCAAAGAAACGCUGGAUCGCCAGAAGGAUCUCGUGGCUGUUCUGCAAUCGGAGAAGGUUUUUGACAAAUCUCAAAGCCAGAGUCUUGGUCGUGUUGAGCGGAUCCAGCGUGCCCUGGCCAAGGGCAAACGGCUGCAACAACUCUCAGUCGAGCGCAAGUGGACUCUCGAAGAGUACCACGCAGCCGCUAAUUUAAUCGGAGAACCAACUCCGUACGCCCUGCAUGCGAGCAUGUUCCUGGUAACGCUUCGAGAACAAAGCAACCCCGAACAACGAAAGCUCUUCCUUGAGCGCGCAGAGAAGUACGAGAUUAUCGGAUGUUAUGCUCAGACAGAGCUGGGCCACGGUUCGAAUGUGCGCGGCCUCGAAACAACCGCAACAUGGAAUCCCGAGGAUAAGACAUUCACACUGCAUUCCCCCACACUUACAGCCUCCAAAUGGUGGAUCGGCUCCCUGGGACGUACUGCCAACCACGCGGUCGUGAUGGCACAGCUCUUUAUCGGUGGCAAAAAUUACGGGCCUCACCCAUUUGUCGUGCAAAUCCGUGAUCUGCAAACCCACCUGCCUUUAGAAAAUGUCUACGUGGGUGACAUUGGGCCCAAGUUUGGUUACAAUACCAUGGACAAUGGCUUCCUGCUGUUUAACAAGCUCAAAAUCCCGCACAUCAGCAUGCUGGCUCGCUUUUCUCGAGUGGACCCUGAUACUAACAAAUACGUACGCCCGGCGCUGCCAACUCUUGUCUACGGAACUAUGACUUGGGUCAGGUCGAAUAUCGUGUUGGAUGCUGGUAGUGUGCUAGCUCGUGGUGUUACCAUCGCUACUCGUUACUGCGCCGUUCGCAGACAGUUUCAAGACCGAGACGCUGACCGCAAUGCGGGCGAGACACAGGUUUUGAAUUAUAAAAUGGUUCAAGUUCGCCUAUUACCGCUGUUAGCGUCCAUGUAUGCCCUACACUUUACUGGACGCGGCAUGAUGAAGCUCUAUCAAGAAAGCCAGACUCGUAUGAAAGGAGCUACACAGUCAGGCCAGGACACUCGUAGUCCCGGUCCUGAGGAGCUGCGCGCCGGAGCCGACCUGCUUGCGGACUUGCACGCGACUUCGUGCGGUCUCAAGGCACUCGCCAGUACCACAGCUGGUGAGGGUUUGGAAAUCUGUCGUCGUGCAUGUGGUGGCCAUGGUUAUAGUAGCUAUAGUGGCAUCGGGCCAUGGUACUCGGAUUACCUGCCGACACUGACUUGGGAGGGCGACAAUUAUAUGCUAACGCAACAAGUCGCUCGAUAUCUCCUCAAAGCCGCACGGGCCGUUCUAGCUGGCAAAGGCACUGGUAACGACACAAGCCAGAUUCUGCAGAGCUAUCUGGCUCGUAAGGAUAAGGGCGCUUCCUUUGACAUUCUCGAAGUUGAUAGCGAAAUUGUAGCUGCGUUCGCCUGGCGUACAGCUCAUCUCACUUUCGAAGCCCUUAAGCACCGUGAUGUGGAGAAACGGUCUUGGAAUAGUCUGCUUGUAGACUUUUGGCGGCUGUCAACAUCGCAUUCCCAGUACCUCGUCGUCAAAAAUUUCUACGACUCAGUUUCUUCUCGCGAGUUGACUUCGUCCGUCGAUGCAGCAACCGCUGAGGUGCUACGCAAGCUCUUCCGCCUAUACGCCUUGCACACCCUCGAGCGUGAGGCCGCCGACUUUUACUCCUCUGGUGCUGUGACUGUGCGACAGAUCACUCUGACACGCACUAAGGCUGUGCUAUCCUUACUCGACGAUAUUCGACCACACGCCGUGCGCCUUGUCGAUGCCUGGCAGAUCCCUGACUGGGUGCUCGAUAGUAGCCUCGGUCGGUCUGACGGCGCGGUAUAUGAAGAUCUUUUCCGUCGCGCUAGCCAGGAGAAUCCAGUCAAUGAUCUUAUUUUCGAUCCAUACCCGUGGAACGAAGCGGUGCUCAAGAAGCCACUUAGCAAGCUGUAG
This is a messenger RNA of Talaromyces proteolyticus, 2082 nucleotides long. RefSeq names its product acyl-CoA dehydrogenase/oxidase. The coding region runs from base 1 to 2082 and encodes 693 amino acids. Gene Ontology annotation, biological process: lipid homeostasis; fatty acid beta-oxidation using acyl-CoA oxidase. Gene Ontology annotation, cellular component: peroxisome. Gene Ontology annotation, molecular function: FAD binding; fatty acid binding; acyl-CoA oxidase activity. The record is from RefSeq and is a predicted model, not a curated record. The transcript is spliced from 4 exons. Lineage: Eukaryota; Fungi; Ascomycota; Eurotiomycetes; Eurotiales; Trichocomaceae.